CACAUUUGAUCAGAAAUCAGUUAAAUCAAAGCCAUGAUCAGAUUUUUAUUCCAGGACAUGUCAUAUAUCUUUAAACACAGAUGAAACCAAUUGGUCAUCUUUCAUCAUUGGCCGAAAGAGAAAACGAAGUUCUCACAGUGCUCAGGUGUACGACUCCAGCAUUGAUGCGGCUGAAAACCAUCAGCCCGCUAGUGUUGGUGAGGACACUGAGAUGCCAAUGAGAAAGAGAAGGAGGAUGGAUAGCAAUUUCUGUGACUGGAACGGCAGCUCAGAUCAAGAUACUGCUGCGAAAUAUGAAAGAAGUGCUGAGGGUAAAUCAAAUGACCAUUUGAAAUUGUGUAAAUGUUUACUAGAGCUCAUUAAGUCUACAUAAUGUUCAGGGAUAUUUAAGUAUCCAUUAAUGGUAACUUUAAUGUUUUACAUUCCCUGCUUUAGAUCAGAUUUCUCGACGGUACAGCGCCUGUGCUCUAGAGGAUCAUGAUCUUCAGGAACCUCUUUCCAGUGGUCUUGAAGUCCGUCCUCCUGCAGAUCAGCAGGUUCAAACCCCUCCAGAUUCAGUCCACCUUAGUCCAGAACCAGAUCAGAACAGAGUGGACGUGACGAAUGAGGGUGAGUUUACAGCCAUAACCUCAAACGUUACACUCACUGCUGUCCAUUCUUGACAUUUCAUGUCAACUAAAAUGAUUCAUCUUUUAACAGAUGACAUUCUGAGCCGGUAUGAAAUUGGCAGAAUGCUUGGUAAAGGAGGAUUUGGAUCUGUCUAUGAAGGGAGACGCUUGGAGGAUGACCUUGAGGUGUUGUCAUUUUUCUACAAUAUUUAGCUAACAAAUUGUUUUGUCUCACUAUAUCCAUUUGAAAAUAUUUAGUGCACUUGACAUGUUGGAAAUGUAACAAUGUUUUCGGUUGAUCAGGUGGCUGUGAAAAUUGCCAGAAAGCCACCGAACAUGAAAUACAUCUACAUUCCUGGUCAUCCCACACCUCUUCCAUUAGAGGUCGGCCUGUUGAUGCUUGUUAACAUGGGCCCUAAAGUUCCAGAGAUCAUUGAACUGCUGGACUGGCAGGACCAGCCUGACCAAUACGUCAUGAUCUUGGAGCGUCCCCCAUCCUGCCAAGAUCUGAAGACGUUUACAGCAUUCCACGGCGGCACCCUCAAUGAGGACACCGCACACUUUAUCAUGAGGCAGGCAACAACGGCCGCUCACAUGUGCUGUCGCCGUGGAGUCUUCCACCGUGACAUAAAGCGGAACAAUUUGCUGAUAAACACAGAAACUCUUGAUGUCAAACUGAUUGACUUCGGGUGCGGGGAUCUCCUGCAGGAAUCCGCUUAUGAAAGAUUCUUUGGCACUCGAAAGUACUUCCCACCUGAGUACUUCACAGAGGGCAAGUACCACGGUAAACCAGCAACUGUGUGGUCUCUGGGAGUCGUCUUAUUCUUGAUGGUGUGUGGACAUCAUCCAAAACCCAGAGACAUUCAGAUGAUUGAUGACGGCACCUGGAUCAAACCUGGCUUGUCAAACGAAUGUUGCCACCUGAUUCGAUCCCUCCUGCAGCAAAACCCAAGCCGGCGGAUCGAGUUGAGGAAAAUCCUUCGACAUGAAUGGUUUAAGGUCACAGAAUAAGACAUGGAAUAUCCAAAAAAUGGAAACUUUGACGCCAUAGUUCCAGAGUUCAUAAAGUCAGCUUAGCAUCUGGUGGCCUGACACAAGUGGCAUCCCUCCAUGCCUUGGCUGGCGACCCUUGGCUUGUGGCAGUAAUAUUAGCAUCUGGCGAUAUUACUUGUCUAGCAACAGUAUAAAAAUUCCCCAUCACAGCCGACUUUAUGGCAGAGCUGCAUCACAUGGUCAGAAUUCCUCUUCAUUUGAAAGCUGCUCUUGCCACGGCACUGCACUGGAUGUCACAGAAUUUCCGGCUUUUGGCCACUUCAUCCCUCUGCUUAGCAUCUAGCAGGCUGAUAUGAGUGGUCCCACAAUGCUUUAGCACAUUGUAAAUGCAAUGUAGAUACUGUAAAUUAUAUUACAAAUCUGUAUUUGUUCCUGAACAAGUAGUUUUGACUCAGGGAAAAGUUGUUUCAUAACUUUAUAUUUUUAUUAAACCUUUGUAUUUUUGAUGUUUGCUGUUGUACAAACUUGGCUGUUCUUGUUAAUUAAAAAUUAUUAUUCAAUAAAGAAUAUUUUAAUAAAUAAUAUUGGCGUACCUGUUAUUGAGAAACUGUGUGUUAGU
Molecule: messenger RNA, 2220 nt
Organism: Megalobrama amblycephala (Wuchang bream)
Lineage: Eukaryota; Metazoa; Chordata; Actinopteri; Cypriniformes; Xenocyprididae
Product: serine/threonine-protein kinase pim-2-like
Exons: 5
Coding region: 894-1619 (241 amino acids)
Biological process (GO): regulation of mitotic cell cycle; negative regulation of apoptotic process; protein autophosphorylation
Cellular component (GO): cytoplasm
Molecular function (GO): ATP binding; protein serine/threonine kinase activity
Source: RefSeq, a predicted model, not a curated record